AUGGAGUGCGGGAAGAGGCACGAGGCUAAAGAGUUGAAGGAUGCCGUGAGGGGUGGGGAGGGGUUCGGUGAGGGACAGGAUCCGCAACGGAGGAGCGGAGGCUCAGCGCUCAGGGAGCGGCACGUUGAAAGGAGAAGUGCUGAAAAUGAGCAUCAACAAGUGCCUGAUUGGACAGAGGAUUUGCCGAAGGGGCGGUACCAGGAUGUGGUUGAACGAUGGCUGCAGCCCAGUGGAGUUGUGGAGCCCCGGAAGAAUGGCACCGAGCGAACUCCUUCUGCUGUUCCUUCCAAUUGGGGCUUAUGCUUACAUUUCGGAGUCCUGGGCGAUUCUCACUUCGGACAGGCCGUCUUCACCGAAAUGCGUCGAUAUACCCCGCAAUCUGACACUUAUUCAACGAUGCGCUUGCCGAAUUUACUGGAGCACGAAACGGUGGACGAAGUGAUCGAGCAAGCAGCUCCCUGGAUUCCGCUCUACCGAUUAAACUGCCAUCCAGACACUCAGCUUUUCCUGUGCUCGUUGUUUGCGCCGGUGUGUCUGGCAACAAUGGACCGCGAAAUUCUGCCUUGUCAGUCCCUGUGCUCUGCUGUUCAGCAGGGAUGCGAAAGUAGGAUGCGGCAGUAUGGCUUCCCUUGGCCAGAAAUGCUCUCCUGCAGCAAGUACCCCAAGGAUAAUGACAUGUGCAUCGGUACUGUCUCUGAAAAGACCACUAACCUCAACGAUACAUGUUCAUCGUGCAGUCAAGUCGGCACAUAUGAGAAUAUACUCGAUCAUUAUUGCCGAUCUCAAAUAGUAGUGAAAGCACGAAUUAGUGGCAUCAAUAAAUCACAUGUGAGCGUCCGCAAAGCCCGGUCAUUGAAACGAUCCGAUCGGCGCAGAUCACUGGGCCGGGAUACCGUCAUCUAUUUUUCGGCGAGUCGCGGCUGUCCGUGCCAUCUUUCAAGAACCGGAGAUCUACGUUUUCUUAUCAUGGCAGACCAGAAUGACCGAGGCGAUUUCAUCGCAAAUUUAAUUCUGCCUUGGAGGAAUACGGAAAAACCUUUCAAGAGAGCGAUUCGAAGCUUCCGCAAAUUGAAUUGUCAGUCGUUGGGCCGCGAAAUAAGGGAGAGUGCCUACCGCCGGAGUCUGCACCGCAAAAGCCACUGA
Gongylonema pulchrum is the source of this 1143-nucleotide messenger RNA. NCBI's taxonomy places the organism in Eukaryota, Metazoa, Nematoda, Chromadorea, Rhabditida, Gongylonematidae. The record is from the annotation of a GenBank genome assembly.